AUGGCAGGAGUAGCUGAUUCGUACGCCGAUCCAGUCCGCAUCGCCGUGAUAGGUGGCACAGGCCUCCAAUCCCUCCCCCGCUUCACCCACGCCGCGACCCUCAACGUCUCAACCCCAUGGGGCGCGCCCUCCUCCCCAAUCUCCAUCCUGCACCACCCCUCCCCGACCUCCGGAAAGCCGAUCCCCAUCGCCUUCCUCUCCCGCCACGGUCUCCACCACGAACUCGCGCCGCACGAAGUGCCCUCCCGCGCCAACAUCGCAGCCUUACGCUCCAUUGGCGUCCGCACGAUCAUUGCGUUUUCGGCGGUCGGGUCGCUGCGGGAGGAGAUCAAACCGCGGGACUUUGUGGUGCCGGAUCAGAUUAUUGAUCGGACGAAGGGUGUGAGGCCGUUUACGUUCUUUGAGGGCGGGAUGGUUGGGCAUGUCGGGUUUGGGGAUCCGUUUGAUGAGGGGUUGGCGAGGGUGGUGAGGGUUUGUGGACAUAGUUUGGAGGGCGAGGGGGUGGAAUUGCAUGAUCGGGGGUUGCUUGUUUGUAUGGAGGGACCUCAGUUUAGCACCCGCGCCGAGUCGAACCUCUACCGCAGCUGGGGCGGGAGCGUUAUCAACAUGUCCGCGCUGCCAGAAGCGAAGCUUGCCCGCGAAGCCGAGAUCGGGUAUCAGAUGAUAUGCAUGGCGACGGACUAUGAUUGCUGGCACACCUCCGAGGACGUCAAUGUCGAGAUGGUCAUGGGCCAUAUGAAGGCGAAUUCCGAGAACGCACGACGGUUUAUUGGCGCUGUGCUGGAUGAGCUGAGCAAGGAAGAGCAUGGCGUUCUUGUGUUGGCGAAGCAUCUAGAUGGGCAAACGAAGUUUGCUGGAAGUAUUACUGCGAAGGCUGGAAGGGCAAAGGGGGCCUCGGAGAAGCUGGAUUGGCUCUUUCCUGGUUAUUUCGAUUGA
Coniosporium apollinis CBS 100218 is the source of this 936-nucleotide messenger RNA. Its product is annotated as 5'-methylthioadenosine phosphorylase. Bases 1 to 936 code for a protein of 311 amino acids. Gene Ontology annotation, biological process: nucleoside metabolic process. The transcript is spliced from 3 exons. Lineage: Eukaryota; Fungi; Ascomycota; Dothideomycetes. Gene Ontology annotation, cellular component: cytosol. Gene Ontology annotation, molecular function: S-methyl-5-thioadenosine phosphorylase activity. The record is from RefSeq and is a predicted model, not a curated record.